GAUUACCAACAAAUAUACGAAACGGGGUUAAUUUCUUAUAAAGCUCACAUAUAAAAUACUUGCUUACAGAAGGAAUGGGUAAAUUCAUGCCCAUGCCCUACAUUUAUAGCGCAAGAUAACAUAAAAAUCCGCUACAUAAUUAUGAGUUAUCAAUUGGCUGCUACUGGUAAACAUGGCCGCCUCCACGACCACUGUGUUUAUCGUGCUCCUCUCUAUAUUCUGUGUGUUCGUCGGUUCAGGACUGCGCUGCUCAGCGGAAUCAUGUACGGGGAGUGGAGGGGGUGAUGACAGUAAGUGUGCGGGAGCGACAGACGGCGAUGGAGCGGCGACUGAGUGCGGAUGCGGUGCGGCAACGAACAGACAGACCGCUGACGACACUGCCGCGGCAGACGCGUCGUCUGUGCCGCCGCCAGCAAGCGCAGCCGACGACCUGUACACGACGUACCCGCGCACAAACCGCAUGGUGCGCAUAGAGGGUGGCACGUUCACGAUGGGCACCGACGCGCCACACUUCCCGCAGGACGGUGAGGGCCCCGCGCGCCGCGUCACCGUCGACGCGUUCUACGUCGACGCGUACGAGACGAGCAACGCCGAGUUCGCGCGCUUCGUCGCCGCGACGCGCCACGCCACCGACGCCGAGACGUUCGGCGACUCGUUCGUACUCGAGGCGCUCAUCAGCGAGCGCGUCAAGAGCGACAUCACGCAGGCCGUCGCCGCCGCCCCCUGGUGGCUGCCCGUCAAGGGCGCCGACUGGCGGCAUCCGGAGGGCCCCGACUCGGAUGUGCGCGGCCGCAUGGACCACCCCGCGGUGCACCUGUCGUGGCGCGACGCCGAGAGCUACUGCGCGUGGGCAGGCAAACGGCUGCCGACGGAGGCCGAGUGGGAGAUGGCGUGCCGCGGUGGCCGCGAGAGCCGGCUCUACCCGUGGGGCAACGCGUUCAUGCCUCGUGGCGAGCAUCGCGCGAACACCUGGCAGGGCGAGUUCCCGCAGCACGACUCCGGCGAGGACGGCCAUGCGGGCACGGCGCCCGUCGCCGCAUACCCGACCAACGCGUACGGCCUGCACAACGUCGUCGGUAACGUGUGGGAGUGGACUGCCGACUGGUGGACGACGCGGCACGCGGCGGCCCCCGCGAGCAACCCGCGCGGCCCCGCGACGGGCAGCGACCGCGUGAAGAAGGGCGGCUCGUACAUGUGCACGCGCGAGUACUGCUUCCGCUACCGCUGCGCCGCGCGCAGCCAGAACACGCCCGACAGCUCGGCGGGGAACCUCGGCGUGCGCUGCGCCGCCGACGCACUACCUGAUUACCUCGCGCAGUCCGCCGCCGCCAGGGACGAGCUGUGAGCUCUAAACAGGGGGCGCCACUGCCACGUCGUUGGGCUCCAAGCGAGGCAAUGAGGGCGCUGCCGCCACAUCGUUGGGCUCCGAGCGAGGCAAUGAGGGCGCCACCGCCACGUUGUUGGGCUGCAAGCGAGGCAAUGAGGGCGCUACCGCCAGGAAAGAUCCGAGAGGCAUGUGUGUGUGGGUGUUGCUACCGCACUGUCGGCUUUUUGAGCUACUAGCAGGGAGAGACACCACGGCAUUGCAUUAGAAGGGUUGUGAGCCCCUUGGUCUGAGGAUGCCCCCUGAGUGUCGGCAGGGAGACUGGCUGCGAGACACGAAUACAGAGAAAAGUGAUCGCUGUUUUUAAUCGGUACUUGAUUGAGCAGGCAUUAUUCCACGAGUGAAACGAACAGGAGUUCAGCUUGGAUCAGUCUGAAUGGUAUUUUGGUUCAAAAUCGAUUCGAAAUCAGCAGACAGUGAGGGCAGCAGCUGCAUGCAGUGGAGAGGUUAAAUACACCACAGCUACUGCUGUGCACUUAACAAGACAUACAAUUGUAAUUCGAUGCAUUUGUUUUGUAAGAACCAAAUAAUUAUGGUUGACACCAUGCAAUGUUCCCAUGCAAUGACGUCACAAUUUAUUUUUACUCUUUUAGAUCGAAGCAAUAAAAUCAUCCUUCUAAUCUAUGA
Priapulus caudatus is the source of this 2011-nucleotide messenger RNA. Its product is annotated as sulfatase-modifying factor 1-like. Gene Ontology annotation, cellular component: endoplasmic reticulum. The record is from RefSeq and is a predicted model, not a curated record. The transcript has a single exon. The coding region runs from base 173 to 1345 and encodes 390 amino acids. Lineage: Eukaryota; Metazoa; Priapulida; Priapulimorpha; Priapulimorphida; Priapulidae.